Molecule: messenger RNA, 1293 nt
Organism: Arctia plantaginis
Lineage: Eukaryota; Metazoa; Arthropoda; Insecta; Lepidoptera; Erebidae
Source: the annotation of a GenBank genome assembly
AUGCCCUCAAUAAUUUCUAAGAAAAAAGUUUCUAUUGUAUAUCCUGAGCAUGCUGAUAUAGUUAUAAUAGGUGGAGGAUAUAUAGGGUCUUCUAUUGCAUAUUGGUUGAAAACAAGAGCAGGUGAAGGACUCUCAAUAGUGGUGCUGGAGAAAGACUUCACAUAUAAAGAAGCACAGAAAAACAUUUCUUUAGGUACACUGACACAGCACUUUUCUUUGCCUGAAAAUAUUCAACUGUCUAAGUAUUCAGUAGACUUUAUGAGGACUGUUAGACAGUCUUUAAACAAAGAUUGUGACCUACAAUACACCCCAACCGGUUCUUUAGUGUUAGCAAGUGAGAAAUAUGUAGACAAACUAGAAGAAAAUAAUCUUUUGCUUAAUGAACUUGGUGUAAAAAGUAAACUUCUUACAACAUCUGAAAUAGGUAAAAAGUUUCCAUGGAUCAACACGCAGGAUAUUAAACUAGGUUGUAUGGCUAUUGAAGGAGAAGGGAUAUUCAAUUCAUGGGCUUUAUUAAAAGGUCUCAUUCAAAAGUCAACAGAACUUGAUACAACAUACAUUAAUGCUGAAGUAAUAAACUUUGGUGUAGAAAAACAAAAAGAUGUCCUAAUGGAAGGUGUUGAACCAGGAACAUUUCAAAGAAUAAAUAAUGUGGUAUAUAGAACACCAGAAAAUGAAGUAUAUGAAAUUAAAUUUGCGAUCUGUGUAUUAGCAGCCGGCCACGAUUCUGGUCACCUGUGUAGAUUGGCUGGAGUAGGCACUGGGGAAAAAAUUCUCAAAGUACCAUUACCAAUAGAGAAAAGAGAAUACAAUGUUUACUCAAUUGAGGAGAAGGCAAUUGAAUCAGGUUUACUUACACCAUUAGUAAUGGACACUACUGGCUUGUGGCUGAUGAGAAAUGGUCUAGAAAAUAAUCUGCUGUGUAGUAAUCUACCAAUGAUGAAUGAUGACACUAAAGAUUUGUCAGAAACUGAUUAUUUCGAUAAUAUUAUCAAGCCCUCUUUAGUCAAUAGAUUCCCAAUGUGUACAAAUGCAAAGAUUAAUAAAUACAGGACAGAAAGCCAUGAUUGUAAUACUUUUGACAAUAGUGGUAUAUUGGGUCCACAUCCUUAUCACAACAACUUAUUCAUUGCAGCUGGGUUUGGCAGAUAUGGUUGUCAGCAUGCACCGGGGUUAGGCAGAGCCAUUGCUGAAUUAGUCAUAGACAGCCAAUACACAACUAUAGAUUUAACAAGGUUUGGUUUUGAUAGAUUGCUAAUGAAUGAUGCAAUUGUAGACUUCAAUGUAUAUUAA